Messenger RNA from Cornus florida, 2751 nucleotides. RefSeq lists its product as uncharacterized. The coding region runs from base 1115 to 1954 and encodes 279 amino acids. The transcript has 8 exons. The record is from RefSeq and is a predicted model, not a curated record. Lineage: Eukaryota; Viridiplantae; Streptophyta; Magnoliopsida; Cornales; Cornaceae.
UUCUCCUGUCUCUCUCUCUCUCUCGCUACAUUCUUCGUUGUCUCUGCUUUUCAAUCAGCCUUUAGAUUCACAAAACCCUAGCCAUCUUCUUUCCGCUAUAUUCAUCAUUUCCUAGCCAUCUUCAAUCGCAAUUAUGAGCGACGACAAAGAAGAAAAGAGAUGCCCUCUCUGUGCAGAAGAGAUUGACGGGACGGAUCAAUUGAAGCCUUGUCAAUGUGGUUACCAGAAAAUGGAAGAAUGGCGAAGAAUGGUUCCUCCUGGGGUAAGGUUCUCACCAACCCCAGCUGAAUUACUGAACGAGUACCUCAGGCCGAGGGUAAACAAUCAAUCUGUUCCAAAAGGGGUAAUCAGAGAACUGAAUGUAUAUCAGUUCAAUCCGAUGGAGCUUAAAGCAUUUGCCAUUGAUAAUGGUGACAAUCAGAAUAUGUACUUUUUCACGAAUUUACAAAGAAAAACAAAGGAUGGGGUCCAGAUAAGGCGCGGAACAAACGACGGGUGCUGGAGAGCUUCCAACAAAUACUUGAAUAUUUUUCUCGAAACGGUGCUUAUAGGCUUUCGAAAAGACUUGACCUAUACUUGGAAGUCUGGUGGACAUGGACGUUGGCUAAUGAAGGAGUAUGUGUUAGAAAAAUAGUCAGAUCUGGCACUAUGUGUAAUAUACGAAAGGCCAGAGCUGCAGAACAAUAAAGAUACAUCUGCACCUGUGCAGCCACCACAGGUGGAGAGUGGUUUUGGUGAAUGUGCCACAUCCAUUGAUACUCGGCCACUGCAAAUCCGUGAUUCGGAUGCAAUCAUUGAGAGAGAUUUGCAGUACUCUGCAGAGAAAGAUCAUGAUAGAGAGGAUCUCAGAGGAAAUCUGGCAAUUGAAAUUGGGCGAAAAACAUCUGCCUUGAAUUCUUGUUUGAAAAAUGUAAGUGAAGGAGAUGGGACGCUGCCUUUGCCUCCAGAAGUACCCAGUCAAUACCAUGCUAAUUCUAAAGGGACCCAAGUAUAUGCUGGCAGGGAUUUUGGCUUCCCUCAUGGGGAGAGGUGGGAAUCAGUUGAAAGGAUUGAUGGUAUCAAAUCUCGGAAGUUACAUGAUGUUAAGGAGGCAGUUAUUCAAGAUGGCCAUUCUAUGCGCAUGGAGAACAUUAAAAGACCUUUCGGCGAAUAUGAUGAGCAGAGUGGCGAAACAGAAGGUAGUCAGAGGGGUCAUCAUAAUAAAUAUAUGGGAUCACGGUACAGGGAAUGGGAUGAUCAUUUAAAGAGUCAAUAUGAGAACAUUGACGGGCAUAGAGGAAAUAGCACUCAUAGAAAGCGAGAUAGAGAUCAUGUUAUGAAUGAGCAGAAGGGAUACGAACAAACAAGAAUAAAAGAAGACAAUCAUUAUUCUUCCAAGCACAAAGAAGAGGGCUGGUUUCAGAGGAGUGAAAGUCUGAAGGAGCAGGAUGAGUGGCAUGUGUCACAUGACGAAACCUUGUUAAAGCGAGAAAGAGUAGCACGAUGGGGAGGAAUGAGGAGUAGACAAGCUGUAGAGGAUAAAGCAUGGAUUACCCGAGAGAAGGAUGGUUAUAAAGGUUCUGCCAAAGAUUACCAAUUGAAAGACACAGGGCGGCAGAGUGAGACUGGUAAUGAUCGUUCGUUCGAUGAUUCUAAUGGUCAUGGGGCACACGAUAAGACAUCUAAAGACAAUGCAAGGAAGAGCAAAGAAUCUAAGGGUAGAGCUCACAAUCCGUCGGGUUACUGCAAGAGAAACCAAGAGGACAUUGGUGGUCAGAUAAACGAGAAGCGAGGUUCUGAAUCGCAGGGAAAAUAUUCUAUGCGCUGUGACGAUGUUAGUCAGAGGGGUCAUCAUAAUAAAUAUAUGGGAUCACGGUACAGGGAAUGGGAUGAUCAUUUAAGGAGUCAAUAUGAGAACAUUGAUGGCAUAGAGAAAAUAGCACUCAUAGAAAGCGAGAUAGAGAUGAUAUUAUGAAUGAGCAGAAGGGAUAUGAGCAAACGAGAAUAAAAGAAGACAAUCAUUAUUCUUCCAAGCACAAAGAAGAGGGCUGGUUUCAGAGGAGUGAAAGUCUGAAGGAGCAGGGUGAGUGGCAUAUGUCACACGAUGACAGCUUGUUAAAGCGAGAAAGAGUAGCACGAUGGGGAGGAAUGAGGAGUAGACAAGCUGUAGAGGAUAAAGCAUGGAUUACCCAUGCCAGAGAGAAGGAUGGUUAUAAAGGUUCUGCCAAAGAUUACCAAUUGAAAGACACAGGGCGGCAGAGUGAGCAAGUCAAGAGAGGGGACCGAGUUGAAGAUGAAAGUUCACUGCGUAGGGGACGCGAAAAUGAUUAUCCUAGUGCUCACAAUCCGUCGGGUUACUGCAAGAGAAACCAAGAGGACAUUGGUGGUCAGAUAAACGAGAAGUGAAUGGGAGAUUCUAUUCCACUGCAUAUCAUGAUUGGAUAGCAUGCAAAGUGGGCUGACAAGUGGCGUCAUAUAUUUUUUGAUAGCUUGAAGUCAUUUCCAACUGUUAACAUUGCCCCACAAGAGAGGGAGAUAAAAGGGUAUAUCCCCUUGUAAAAAUAACAAUACAUUUGAUGUUUUCAGCUAUCAUCCUCUCUCUCUCUCUAAAUUGGAAUGGUACAGGAAUUUUAAUGUGGAACAGGUAUGGGUCCGAAAUAGUUCUUUCUGGAAAAUUAACAUUAGGUGUUGAUGUUCUAUUGUGUUCUUUUGGUUGUAAAUGAAUACUAGUAGGGUUUUUUGUGAAGAAAAGAUAGUAUCCCCUUGUAAAAA